AUGGGUAACAGCUUAGUUCCUCAUCGUCGUGAACUUCAUCAAAAAGUGGACCAUUCUCUCGAUAUGAUUGAUCAAAUCAUUAUCAAUAAAGGAGAACAGGUUGAAAAGGGGGAUUUACAAAAUACUUUUCUGGAAGAAAAUGAAAAAGAUUUGUUGACAUUGAUGAUUGAAAGUGAAAAAAGAGGAGAAGGUGCCAUGUCCAAUGAAGAGCUCAAGUUAGCUGUGAAUCCAGAUAUUCAACAAAGGGCUAGAGAAAAAGCUAUUCGUAUACUUGACGAUGAACCUGUAGAUAUCUUGCCAACAUUAGAACAAACCAAAGAGUUUGUAUACAUCAAUCAAGUGAUUAAAGAGAAAUUGCGUAUUGCUGGUCCUACUUCUUGUAUCGAUGAACAUGAGGCUACAAAAGAUACAGUUUUGUCUAGUACGCCUAUUCCAAAAGGCACGAAUGAGGUUGCCGAUCUUUUUGGUAUUCACAAUAGCAAGAAAGUCUGGGAGAACCUCAGUAAGUUUGAUCCUGAGAGAUUUGCGCAAGAUGGGGAAGAACCAAACCAUAGUAUGUCUUGGGUUCCUUUCAGUAGUGACACUCGACAAUGCAUUGGCAUGAAUUUCAGUUUGUAUGAACACCGGGUGCUUUUAUCUAUGCUUUUAAGAAAAUAUACAUGGACAUUGCCUGAAAAUUCGAUUCAUAAACAUGAUGCUGUCACUGCAGAAUUAAUGGUAGUGGGCCCUGUCAAUCUAGAACUGGAUUUUGAAAAGAGAUAUUGAACAUAUAUAUAUAUAUAUAUAAUAAAAGGGCCAUGUAUACUUAGGAAUAUCACAUUCAGUUACAACUAAAUACUAUAAUCACAAGCUUU
This is a messenger RNA of Gilbertella persicaria, 854 nucleotides long. Its product is annotated as cytochrome P450. Gene Ontology annotation, molecular function: oxidoreductase activity, acting on paired donors, with incorporation or reduction of molecular oxygen; iron ion binding; monooxygenase activity. The coding region runs from base 1 to 765 and encodes 254 amino acids. The transcript has 6 exons. The record is from RefSeq and is a predicted model, not a curated record. Lineage: Eukaryota; Fungi; Mucoromycota; Mucoromycetes; Mucorales; Choanephoraceae.